AUGUCCGAGCCCAUGGAUAUGGACUCAGGUGCCGAAACAACACGAGGUACAAAAAGAAAAGCCGAGAAUGAACUCCCAGAAGUUACUGCCCCUAGACGUAUCAAGGCAUUGGAUCCCGAUGUAGUCAAUAAGAUUGCCGCGGGCGAGAUCAUUGUAGCUCCAGUGCAUGCUUUGAAGGAACUUAUUGAAAAUGCCGUUGAUGCAGGCUCAACAUCUCUGGAGGUGCUGGUCAAAGAUGGUGGUUUGAAGUUAUUGCAAAUCACCGACAAUGGACAUGGAAUCAAUAAAGAAGAUAUGGCGAUUCUAUGUGAACGUUUCACAACUUCCAAGCUCAAGCAAUUUGAAGACUUGACAUCUAUUGGAACAUAUGGGUUUCGUGGAGAAGCUUUAGCUAGUAUUAGUCACAUUGCACAUCUCACUGUCACGACAAGAACGAAGGAUUCGAAUUGUGCUUUUAGAGCACAUUAUGAUAGUGGACGUUUGAUACCUGCAAAACCUGGUCAAGGCUCUGAUCCAAAACCCAUCGCUGGUCGUCCUGGUACACAAAUCACGGUGGAAGAUCUUUUCUAUAAUGUACCUACACGUCGUCGUGCUUUCCGAUCAGCAUCAGAAGAGUAUAACAAAAUACUCGACGUCGUUGGUAAAUAUGCCAUUCAUUGCACGGGGGUAGCGUUCAGCUGUAAGAAACAUGGAGAGGCUAGCACCACAAUCUCAACACAGAUGGCUUCUUCUACUGUAGAUCGGAUUCGACAAAUUCAUGGUAGCGGAGUAGCAAAUGAGCUGAUUGACUUUAAAUCUGCUGAUCCCCAAUGGGGAUUUACUGCUCAAGGAUGGACGACUAAUGCGAAUUAUCAUGUCAAGAAAACAACCUUACUUUUGUUCAUCAACCAUCGAUCAGUCGAGUCAACGGCAAUCAAAAAAGCUAUCGAGCAAACUUAUUCCGCCUUCCUCCCCAAAGGUGGACAUCCUUUCACAUAUCUCAACCUUGAGAUCGAACCUCAUCGGUUAGAUGUCAAUGUUCACCCCACGAAACGCGAAGUCAACUUCCUCAACGAAGAAGAGAUCAUUGAGAAAAUAUGCAACGAUAUUCGAAUAAAACUUGCCGACGUAGACAAAAGUCGAAACUUUAUGACCCAAACCCUCCUUCCCGGAGCUCAAGCGCCACUGGUAGCCGACAUGCUGGAUCCCGUCGCAUUCGCCGCGGCGGAUAAAGCCCGAACCACUAAUAGGCCAUAUGAAAACAAUCUUGUUCGCACCGAUGCCAAACUCCGUAAAAUCACCACUAUGCUGCCACCCACUUCCAAACCUACAACAACCGCGAACAGAGAAGUCACCCCCAAUCCUUCUGGGAGUACCAUAGCCCCCAACUCUCAAGAUAUAGAAUACACCCACUCUGACCGCGAACCAAUCAUAUGUCGCCUCAUGACCAUCAAAGAGCUCCGCACCUCUGUCCGCGACUCUAUGCACAAUGAGUUGACCGAAAUCUUCGCCAGCCACACCUUCGUUGGUAUAGUCGAUGAGCGUCGUCGUCUUGCUGCCAUUCAGUCUGGUGUAAAGCUCUUCCUUGUCGACUACGCCGCUAUAUCGUCUUCCUUCUUCUAUCAAGUCGGCCUUACUGACUUCGGCAACUUCGGGGAAAUUCGUUUCAAUCCCCCAUUAUCCCUCGCCUCCCUUUUGACUCUCGCAGCCACCCAUGAAAAAGCCACUCAGCCCCCAAAUACAUCCCCAGAAGAUGAUUUCGAAGUCGAAGACCUGGUAGAGAUUGUCUCUGAACAACUCAUCUCCCGCCGCGAGAUGUUGCAGGAGUAUUUCUCGCUCUCCAUUACCUCGGAUGGCCUUCUCGAAGGAAUUCCCCUUCUCCUCAAGAAUUACACACCCGCUCUAUCUAAACUUCCGCAAUUUCUCCUCCGUCUAGGUCCACAUGUAAAUUGGAAUGAUGAGAAAGAAUGUUUUUCCUCUUUCCUCCAAGAGUUAGCGAGAUUCUAUGUCCCAGAACAAUUACCCCCAUCGCCCGGUCCCGAACAUCGAGAAGAUGAUCAACACAAAGAUGGCAGCGAAACACAAAAUCACACAACAUCCAUCUCUCCCGAACUCAAACAACGCAGAGAUGCAGUGAGGAAAAUGGUCGAAGAUGUGCUGUUCCCAGCUUUCCGCUCUAGGCUACUCGCAACGAGAGAGUUGAUGGGGGGCGCGGUUCUCGAGGUGGCGAAUCUCAAGGGGCUAUAUCGCGUUUUUGAACGCUGCUGA
Molecule: messenger RNA, 2247 nt
Organism: Botrytis deweyae
Lineage: Eukaryota; Fungi; Ascomycota; Leotiomycetes; Helotiales; Sclerotiniaceae
Exons: 3
Coding region: 1-2247 (748 amino acids)
Biological process (GO): mismatch repair
Cellular component (GO): MutLalpha complex
Molecular function (GO): mismatched DNA binding; ATP-dependent DNA damage sensor activity; ATP hydrolysis activity
Source: RefSeq, a predicted model, not a curated record